AUGAUGAUGUAUGGGGGAGAGCAAGAUCAACCGCUACAUCAGUAUACACCGAUUGUUCCUUUUGUUCUUCAAGGCCAAGAUGUAGGAUUUGAGGCGACGAUGCAUAGCAACCACAACAACAACAACAACUUCAUGAUGGUGUUUGAGGGAGAACAAAAUCAACAACAACAACAUCAUGGUGUCCAUUUAGGUUUCCAGGGCUUGGAAAAUUGGUUAAUGUUAGACAUGAAUGUAGACGAUUACUUUAACAUCGAUGGAGUCUUGAAUACGGAAGGUGGCACCACUCAAGAACACGGACAAGAAGAAGAAGCGCAAGAACAACCGCAGCAACUGACUCCUCUACCUUAA
This is a messenger RNA of Microthlaspi erraticum, 348 nucleotides long. Lineage: Eukaryota; Viridiplantae; Streptophyta; Magnoliopsida; Brassicales; Brassicaceae. The record is from the annotation of a GenBank genome assembly.